Messenger RNA from Xyrauchen texanus (razorback sucker), 1708 nucleotides. It is a transcript of the gene sypl1, whose product is annotated as synaptophysin-like 1. The transcript has 6 exons. The record is from RefSeq and is a predicted model, not a curated record. The coding region runs from base 256 to 975 and encodes 239 amino acids. Lineage: Eukaryota; Metazoa; Chordata; Actinopteri; Cypriniformes; Catostomidae. Gene Ontology annotation, cellular component: synaptic vesicle membrane; synaptic vesicle.
UAGCGCCUCACAGAAUCAUAUGACGGAAUUAUUAAAGCGGCGUUUAGAAGAAUCAUUGUAACACUCGGCGAAAGGAAACAGCAACUAUGAUGCAUUCUAUUUAUUUAUCCUCAUUAUGACGUAUUCGUGGGCGGAGCAGCAUCAUUUACCAAAGAACCACGUCACUCUGUCAAACUUGCAGUUUUAUAUGAAAUCUUGAGCCAGAUUCAAGACCCCCUUUUUCUUGCUGGAGCCUAUCUGGGUCGGUGGGUCAAAAUGCAGACCGGAUUCAGAAUAAAUUUAAACCCCGUCAAAGAGCCGCUUGGUUUGGUUAAAGUCGUGGAGUGGCUCACUGCAGUGUUUGCGUUUGGGACCUGUGGGGGAUUUACAGGACGAAAUGUGCUUUCCAUCUUCUGUGACGGAGGUGGAAAUGAAUCACUUAGUGCCACUUACAACUACCCAUUCAGGUUAAACCAGGUUUUGCUGGUUGAGAAAAAUGCCACCCUUUGCAACCGCACAGUGUCUGAAACUCAUCUGGUUGGAGACUCCUCUACCUCGGUGGAGUUCUUCGUUGCUGUGGCCGUCUUGGCCUUCCUAUAUGCCAUGGUGGCUCUGCUGGUGUAUCUGGGCUACAUGCAUGUCUACAGAGACUCUGACUUCGGCCCAAUGUUUGAUUUCGUGGUGACAGCAGCCUUUGCAUUCCUUUGGCUGGUGUGCUCGUCGGCAUGGGCGAGGGGACUGCAGAUGGUGAAAGAUGCCACCAGUACAGCUGGCAUUGAUUCCACUCUGGGGCUCUGUAAGGAGAGAGAUGUCAAGUGUGAAGUCACUGAAUUUGCCAGCAUGCGCUCACUCAAUAUAUCCGUGGUAUUUGGUUACUUGAAUCUCAUCAUAUGGGCCGGGAACGCCUGGUUUGUGUAUAAGGAGACACGCUGGCACUCAAAGAAGGUCAACGUGCAAAAUGCAGCGGGGCGUGGCCCUGCUCCAGCCUCCAUCUAAACCCCGCCCCCAAAUGAUUGCCGCACACAAUGACAAACCACAUCUCAGCAGUUUCUCUCUUGAAUCGCAUGUUUCUUCAAUCAAACAAUAUAAAUGUUUAGUUUUUCUUUAUUUUUAAAUCAGAACGAUACAACUUAUAUUUACUUUUAAAUUGCUUUUAAGAAUGUUUUUUCUCAACAUCGGUACUUUAUGGUAUUUUGCUUAUAUUUUCCAGUAUUAAACGUUUCAUUCUUGUAUGCAUUAUCGGGGGAAUCUCAUGAGAACAUGUACAAGCCACCCCAAAAUCUAAAGAAAUAAGUGAGAAAUUAUAUACAAAAUAUUAUAAGAUGAGACAAUAUGGGGUACUGUAGAUAAUAUGCUGAAUUGUCAUUUUCACAAUGCAAAUAAUUUUAAUGGUUUAAUAAAAUUAUAAUUUCAAGUUUUGUUCAGGGUGAAAUAUGCCCUGUGUUUUUGACAGGUUUCAUGAGAUUCAUCCUAUUGCAUAUCCUCUUAGCUAUUUCAAUUAUUUGUAUUUUACAUUUUUGUAUGCUCAUAUCUUUUAUAUUGUGAUCUAUGCAGUUUUUAUGCAGUAUUAUGCAGAAGCGUUUGGUCCACUUAUUAUUUGACUUCCAUUCUUACUGUUCACAGUUAUUCUCUUGUGUCUUAAAUGUAUUUUAUAGUGAAGCAUUGUUCUCCGUGCACAAAACUGCAUAAUGUUUUUAUUGAAUAAAACUGACUGUGAAGUCCAGCUUUG